CUCACGGCGGGUGGCGGCGUGCGUGGCAGUCGGCCGUGGCCUCAUGGCGGCCGGUCCGCAGUCCUCGGGUGCCGCCGUGUCUGCGGCCGCUUACCCCGACUCACCCGUGGAGUUACCGGCUCGCCUACAGAAAGGCGCGAUGCGGCGCCGCUUCUGGGGCGUGUUCAACUGUAUGUGCGCCGGGGCGUUCGGGGCUGUGGCCGCCGCCGCCGCCAAGCUGGCCUUCGGGAGCCAGGUCAAUAUUGGCUUAUGUGUCUUAGGCAUCAUUGCCAUGGCAAGCGCCAAUUCUCUGAUGUGGACCUUCUUUAGCCGGGGGCUCAGUUUCUCUAUGUCUUCGGCCAUUGCAUCUGUCACAGUGACUUUCUCGAACAUACUUUGCUCGGUUAUACUGAAUGUCAUCAGUGCUGCUGACGCCGUGGUGGGAAAGUACAAGCUGAGGGUGAAUGAGUAUAAAGCUGGGGUGUUCUACCUCCUCUUCAAUCCGUGGUGCUCAGACGACAGUGUCUUCAUGGCUAGUGAGGAAGAACGAGCAGAGUACAUCCUUAAUGACACCGGAUACAUAUACAUGGGUUUCGCCAAACAAAUUAAAGAGAAGCCCUGGACCUUUGGUCAGUUUGAGAAGCACGUCCUGAGCUGCUGCUUCAACUUGUUGUUUCAGUUGGAGAACAAUGAGAUGCAGAACCCAGUGCUUGUGUCCAGGGCCAUCUGUACUAUGAUGUGUGCUGCAAACGGUGGAGUGCUGAUGGGGAACUGGACAGGAGACUAUGCCAAUGGCACAGCCCCGUAUGUGUGGACCAGCAGUGUACCUAUCCUUCAGCAGCACUAUGUCACCAGGAUGCCUGUAUGCUAUGGCCAGUGCUGGGUUUUCUCUGGAAUCCUGACCACAGCUCUGAGAGCAGUGGGCAUCCCAGCUCGAAGCGUGACUAACUUUGAGUCAGCCCACGAUACAGACAAGAACCUCACAGUAGACAUCUACCUGGAUGAAUCGGGCAAGACAAUUCCACAUCUAACCAAAGACUCUGUCUGGAAUUUCCACGUGUGGACAGAUGCCUGGAUGAAAAGGCAGGAUCUACCUCAGGGUUAUGAUGGUUGGCAGGUCCUGGAUUCUACACCACAGGAAAUCAGCGGCGGAGGCUUCCGCACUGGGCCUUCACCACUGACUGCUAUUCGCCAGGGAUUGGUCCAGAUCAAGUAUGACACCACAUUUGUGUUCACGGAGGUCAAUGGUGACAAGUUUAUCUGGUUGGUGAAGCAGAACCAGGAAAGGGAGAAGAAUAUCCUCAUCGCUGUGGAGACCGCUAGCAUCGGCAAGAACAUCAGCACCAAGAUGGUGGGCGAGAACAGGCGUGAAGAUAUUACCUUGCAAUACAAGUUCCCAGAAGGCAGCCCAGAGGAGAGGAAGGCCAUGGCGAAGGCCUCUGGCAAACCUACUGAUGACAAGCUCAACUCUCGGACACUGAACAACUCUCUUCAGAUAUCUGUCCUCCAGAACUCUUUGGAGUUAGGAGCUCCCAUCCAUUUGACCAUAACUUUGAAAAGAAAAACUGCCACCCCACAGAAUGUCAACAUUUCCUGCUCCCUCAACCUACAGACAUACACAGGCAAGAAGAAGACAAACCUGGGAGUCAUUCAGAAGACUGUGCAGAUCAAUGGCCAAGAAUCAAGGGUGUUUCUCACCAUGGAUGCCAGCUACUAUAUCUAUAAACUGGGCAUGGUUGACGAUGAGAUGGUCAUUGGAGGGUUCAUCAUUGCCGAGAUUGUGGAUUCUGGUGAAAGGGUGGCCACUGAUACAACCCUGUGCUUCCUGUACUCUGCCUUCUCUGUAGAGAUGCCGAGCACAGGCAAGGUCAAGCAGCCUCUCGUCAUCACCUGCAAAUUCACCAACACCCUGCCCAUCCCUUUGACUAACAUCAAGUUCUCAGUGGAAAGCCUGGGCCUCGCUAACAUGAGAUCCUGGGAACAAGAGACUGUGCCACCUGGAAAGACCAUCACUUUCCAAAUGGAAUGCACCCCAGUGAAAGCUGGACCCCAGAAAUUCAUAGUCAAGUUUAUUUCCAGACAAGUGAAAGAGGUUCAUGCCGAGAAGGUCGUUCUCAUCACCAAGUAGCCCAUCUGAUACCAUGGAGAUGGAGGCAGGAGCCCUGAUUGGCUCUGAGCCUUGGCUAAGCAUGUUAACAUUUUCUAAAUUGCAUUUAGCUUUCAGGUCAGGGAUGAUUAAAUUUGAUUACUCAUGAGAAAGCAGAUUCAAGAGCCAGCCCAGCAAGACAGAGCUCAAAGGUCAAUGUAACCACAGGUCAAUGUAACCUCCAGGGAGCCAGAGUACCUGGGCACAGGUCAUAGGCAAACAUUUCAAAUACAUAUUUAGGGAUUGUGGCCUCAGAAGACAGUGCCACUGUCAUCUGGAUUCAGAACCAUAUACAGAGCCCAGAUAUAGAAGUGCUGGAGGCAUCUUCCAUCUAGGCCAUGGAUUCUAUCAAGUCCAGGGGUGCCUGGAGGCUGUGCUGGAAGUCUUAUAGAAAGCAUCUUGGAGCUAGUCCUGGGUCAGGCACUACACCCUCUUAUCCCAAGGCUCUGUCCUCUCAGAAGUAGGCCCCAUGCUGGCAUGAGGCCCUUUUGCUCUGGAUGAGCCAUGGGAGGGAGACCCUUUCUUUAAGUGAGAGUCUAUGGCCAGUGACAACAUCUGAAGAAGCAACGUAUCCCGCCCUGUUCUCUGGAGUCUGUGCUUUGCUCUACUGUUAAGGUAUCUGCUCACAUAUCACUAUGCUUUGAAUUAAACUCUGGCAACUUUAAGA
This is a messenger RNA of Mus pahari (shrew mouse), 2792 nucleotides long. Its product is annotated as transmembrane protein 42. Bases 44 to 2107 code for a protein of 687 amino acids. Gene Ontology annotation, biological process: peptide cross-linking. Gene Ontology annotation, molecular function: protein-glutamine gamma-glutamyltransferase activity. Lineage: Eukaryota; Metazoa; Chordata; Mammalia; Rodentia; Muridae. The transcript has 13 exons. The record is from RefSeq and is a predicted model, not a curated record.